This is a messenger RNA of Microstroma glucosiphilum, 960 nucleotides long. RefSeq lists its product as hypothetical. The record is from RefSeq and is a predicted model, not a curated record. Lineage: Eukaryota; Fungi; Basidiomycota; Exobasidiomycetes; Microstromatales; Microstromataceae. The transcript is spliced from 2 exons. Bases 116 to 829 code for a protein of 237 amino acids.
UUCCUUCCUUCAUCCCUCCGUCGAUACCAUUCAACCCUAUCACUGCUACUCUGGCUCACCUCAUCAACUGCUCCAUUGACAUUCAGUAGUACUACCCAGUAGGACACCCUGCACCAUGAAUCCCCUCCAACCCUUCUCCCCGCCCACACAAGGCACCCCUUCCGACUUUCUCCCCGCCCUAAACCACAUGAAUGCCGACCACCAACCCUCCCUGCGGGCCAUUGUUCAAAAUCACCUCUCUCUCCCCCGUCCACCUCAAUCCGCUCAACUAACCACGAUUGAUUCGAAGGGGUUUGAGGUAGAGUAUGAGAUGAUGGAGAGUUUUUGGGGAGCAAAGAGGAGGAGUGGUGUCAGGAUUGGAUGGAAGGGGAAGGGAGAAGAGGGAGAGGUGAGAGUUCAAGGUGGGGGAAAGGAGGUCAGGGAGAGGAUGGUUCGACUUGUUAAGGAGGCAGAGGCUGGGAGGAAUAAGAAGUACCCAAUCCUCUACUCUCCACCACCCGACCUCCCCAUCUCCCUCCUCCUCCUUACCUUCCUCCUCUACAUCUCCAAACCCUCCCAUACUCCUACCUCACUCUACAACUCCCCUCAAGCCCUCAAAAUCCUACACGAAGGUAUACCCUUUCUACUCAAGUACCUCGGAAUAGCUCACGUAGUUGAAGCACUAGGCAUGCUCUUUUGGUCACUGCUACGCAGAGGAGCUUCCCCUGGUGUAGCGCUGCUAUGGGCUGCUACUACCCUUCCAGUGGGAUUCCCCCUCUUUUUUAGAUUCAAGCAGUUGAACCCAAGUGCAAAGUUGCAGGAUAAAGGGGUUAAGCCGAAGAGUCAGUAGUGAUAGUCAGCUGCAGUGCGUGAGGAGACGACUCUCAACAGUAGCAGAACAGAGAGGCAUGUAGAUUUAGGGGUCGUGAAAGUCGUAAGCUAAUGAAAUCUAAUGUACAAUAGAGUGAGCCUCCACCUGCG